Messenger RNA from Drosophila kikkawai, 588 nucleotides. RefSeq lists its product as uncharacterized. NCBI's taxonomy places the organism in Eukaryota, Metazoa, Arthropoda, Insecta, Diptera, Drosophilidae. The record is from RefSeq and is a predicted model, not a curated record.
AUGUGGAGCACUUUGCUGUGGGGCCUUGUGGCUUGGAGCAGUCUUCUUAACAUACAUCCUGCCGAGGCAGCCAAGCUGAUUCCUAGCCUGGGCUACUUUGUUGAGAUGAAGCAAAUGGAUUGCGUGGGCAAUCCCAGUUACUUUGCCAACAUACACUGCCGUAUCCUUCCACCAAACAACAGGACCAUGGAGGCCUCGGUGACCAUUAUGCAGAAACUAGGCCCCUUUAGUGGCUCUCUUAGAGUCUCUAUACCCAAUGCCAAGAAGGUCAUUACCCAGAUAUUUGAUAUAACCUUUGACGUGUGCAAAGUUUUGCGUGAGAGGAAAAGAAAAGCGCUAAUCGAUUUGCUGGUAAACACGGUGGCUAGGAAUAGCAAUGCCAAGGACUGGAGGUGUCCAUUUCCAGAGGGAAAAUUCGAAUCGAAAAACAUUUCAGUCAGCGGUCUGCCGCCCAUGUUAACCGAAUCGGACUUUUUGGUAAACUUGGACUUUUUCAUUCCCAAGGUGGCGCAUGCCUUCAAUGUAACACUUAAAGGACAUCUCUUUGAUAUUGCCAAGGAAAAGGCAAGGCAAAAGAAAUAUUUGUAG